CGCGCUGGUGGAAGGCGGCGGAGGCUUCCUUCAAAAGCGAAACUCCAAUACAGGACAGGAUUCUCAACAGCCUUCUCCAUUAGCCCUUUUAGCUGCUACUUGUAGUCGGAUUGAUGAGAACGACGCUGUAGCUGAGCAGCAACAAAAUCAGCAGCAAACCCAGCAACAGAACCAACAGCUUGAUCUAAACCAAUCCCAACUGACGCACACCGCCAACGGCUGGCAGAUCAUACCGGUGAGCAGCCAGUCCACCUCCAGCCCCGACAACAGUACCGUCUCCCAGGCUCAGGGCAUGAUGGCAGACGACAAAAGCAGACAGGCAGUGUCUUCAGGCACGGGUGUCCAGCAGACUCAACAGCAGUUUGUGGUGGCAUCAGCACCAACCCUGCCGGGUCAACAAGUCCUCACCACACUGUCUGGUGUCAUGCCCAACAUCCAGUACCAGGUCAUCCCCCAGUUCCAGACAGUGGAUGGCCAGCAGAUCCAGUUCACCCAGGCUGCUCAAGACCCCUCCGUGACAGGGGCGGGGCAGUUCCAGCUGAUAUCCUCACCCAGCGGCGGACAGCAGCUCAUCGCAGCAGCCCCUAACCGCACGGCAGGAGCUGGCAACAUCCUAACCGUGCCAGGAAUCCUCCAGCAGGCCAUCCCACUACAGAACCUAGGCCUAGGGAACACGGUGCUGCCCAAUCAGACGCAGUUUGUGGCCAAUAUGCCCGUGUCGCUGAAUGGCAACAUCACCCUGCUGCCAGUGAGCACUGGGGCUGCAGCCGGAUCUGGGACUGAUGGAGGAGUGAGCGGAACAACCGAGGCCACACAGCAGCUUCUUCAGCCCCAGCAAACAGCAGUUUCCUCUGGCUACUACACCAGCUCAACCACCACAACCACUCCAGCAGCUACCUCAUACAGCGCGAUGACUCCGGCGCAGAGUGGCAACAGCGUGGUGGGUGCCACUUUCCAGAACUCUGCCGGGGGACUGUCCAUCCAGCUCGACAACAGAGAUCAGCAACAACAACAACAAAUCCUCAUCCAGCCCCAGCAACUCCUCCAGGGCACCCCAACCCUGCAGACCAUCCAGCCCGCGGGGACGGUGUCCGCAGGAGGCCAGGUCUUCACCACCCAGACCCUGUCUCAGGACGCCCUGCAGAACCUGCAGAUCCAGGCCAUCCCCAACAGCAGCCCCAUCCUGCUCCGUACGGUGGGCCCCAAUGGGCAAAUCAGCUGGCAGACACUGCAGCUUCAGAGCCCGGCUGGAGCUCAGAUUACCCUGGCACCUGUGCAGGCACUACCCCAGCUGACUCCCACAGGCACCAACAACACCGUACAGCUGCCAGGCCUACAAACCAUCAAUUUGAAUACACUGGGCAACACCGGGCUGCAGAUGCACCAGCUUCAGGGAGUGCCUAUUGCCAUCACCAACACCUCAGGUGAACAGAGUUCUGUAGGAGGAGACAAUCAGGACGACAGUACUACCCUGGAUGAAAACCUAGAGACCAGCCCGACCCAACCCAAUCGGAGAACACGUAGGGAGGCCUGUACCUGCCCCUACUGUAAAGACGGAGAGGGACGUGAUCCCUCCAGAAAGAAGCAGCACAUCUGCCAUAUUCCUGGCUGUGGAAAGGUGUACGGGAAGACGUCUCACCUGCGGGCACACCUGCGCUGGCACACGGGAGAACGGCCCUUUGUCUGCUCCUGGAGCUUCUGUGGGAAACGUUUCACUCGCUCCGACGAGCUGCAAAGACACAAGAGAACACACACCGGCGAGAAGAAGUUUUCGUGUCCCGAGUGUCCCAAGCGCUUCAUGCGUAGCGACCACCUGUCCAAGCACAUUAAGACCCACUCAAACAAGAAGGGCUCAACCAGUGCCACCAGCACCGCCGCCACAGCUCCCAGUGACAGCGCCACGCCAGCCUCCGUCUCCACGGACAACUGCGCCGCUGGCGGGGAGCAGCAGACACUUAUCGCCAUGGAGACACUGUCGCCAGAGGGCAUCGCACGGUUAGCCAACAGCGGCAUCAACGUGAUGCAGGUCACAGAUCUGCACUCCAUAAACCUCAACAGUAACGGCUACUGAGGGAG
This is a messenger RNA of Chanos chanos (milkfish), 2076 nucleotides long. It is a transcript of the gene sp1, whose product is annotated as sp1 transcription factor. Gene Ontology annotation, molecular function: RNA polymerase II cis-regulatory region sequence-specific DNA binding; DNA-binding transcription factor activity, RNA polymerase II-specific. Gene Ontology annotation, biological process: regulation of transcription by RNA polymerase II. The record is from RefSeq and is a predicted model, not a curated record. The transcript has 6 exons. The coding region runs from base 293 to 2071 and encodes 592 amino acids. NCBI's taxonomy places the organism in Eukaryota, Metazoa, Chordata, Actinopteri, Gonorynchiformes, Chanidae.